This is a messenger RNA of Monopterus albus (swamp eel), 2558 nucleotides long. It is a transcript of the gene ppm1e, whose product is annotated as protein phosphatase, Mg2+/Mn2+ dependent, 1E. Gene Ontology annotation, cellular component: nucleus. The record is from RefSeq and is a predicted model, not a curated record. Gene Ontology annotation, biological process: negative regulation of protein kinase activity; protein dephosphorylation. Gene Ontology annotation, molecular function: protein serine/threonine phosphatase activity; cation binding. The coding region runs from base 669 to 2558 and encodes 629 amino acids. The transcript has 7 exons. Lineage: Eukaryota; Metazoa; Chordata; Actinopteri; Synbranchiformes; Synbranchidae.
AAGACAGCAGGUGGUUUUUCAGUCUGUGCAACAGACUUUGUAUUUCUGAAAGGAAGGCAGUAACAGGUGGGGAGAAUUCACGUUUGUGGAUAGACUUAUAGCCUUUGAAUAUACAGCCAUCAAAAUAUAGUCUAUUACUAUUAAAUGUUCAUGUGUAGGAAAAAACAACUACAUCAUAGCGCAGACGUAUAAGGCUCAUUUAUGAAUCGGAAAAUAAGGGUUAAGCCACUUUAUAUGACAUUUCUACAAAAAAGGUCUCAGACGUCGGACGACUGGAGGAAACAUUACGUGCGCGUUCACGACCUAAAUGUAGACCGUUGCGUCCUGCGCUCUCUCUGACGUCACCACCCUCUGAUCAUCUGAAAUCCCUGAUAAAGCGCUGCGCGCUCCCGCUCGGCUGUGAAUGGGGGCUCAGUCCAGCUUCUGACAGCUCGUCCAGUAGUAUCAUCGUAGCUGCCACGGUCCACUCAUCUUGUCAGGUCCGCUGUUGUCAGACACACCGGUAGUCAACGGCCCUGCUCCUCCGGUAGUACACAUUUAUUCAGGUCGUCUGGUAGUGCACUGACAGUUCAACUAGUUAGGUUAGACUACUGACUCUUCUCUUCUUAGCCCGGCAAGUUAGUGUACUGACGGGAGGAGCUGUAUCUCUGUGUGUCCAGGAAUGAGAAAUGAUGGCCGGCUCUGCAGCAGAGGAGAAAACCUUCCGACGGUUCCUGGAGCUCUUUCUUCGGGAGAUGAGAAUGCCUCUGCAGGAGAGCGACCCGCCGCCAAUGCGCCCCUUGUCGGACCUGGUGUCUGAGGACGAGGUGGAAGGGGAAUGUCUCGAUUUGUGUCUCCAACACCUGUACAAAUAUAACUGUCCAUGCUCCCUGGCUGCUGCCCUGGCCAGAGCCACAACAGACAGCAUCCUGCAGACUGACCUCUCCAUCCACCACCUCAAUAAGACUGUAGAAGAUGGAGCCGACCCAUUCCCACAGAUCGAGUCUGUGACAUUGGCCCGGCUGGUGUUUAAUAGACUCUUUGAGAUGUGCUGCCUCUGGCUGAAGGAGCUGCCCUUCCGCCGCCGUCCACAGCCAUACUACGAAACUUCCAUCCAUGCCAUUAAGAACAUGAGGCGCAAGAUGGAGGACAAGCACGUGAUCAUCCCUGACUUCAACACACUCUUUAACAUUCAGGAUCAGGAAGAACAGGCUUUCUUCGCUGUGUUUGAUGGUCAUGGGGGUGUGGACGCUGCCAUUUACGCUGCCAACCACCUCCACGUCAACUUAGUUCAUCAGGAAUCCUUCAGCCAGGACCCCGGUGAGGCGCUCUGCAGAGCCUUCAAACUCACUGAUGAGCGCUUUGUUAAGAAGGCCUCACGAGAGAACCUGCGCUGCGGUACAACAGGCGUGGUAACGUUCUUGCGGGGCCGGACGUUGCAUGUGGCCUGGCUGGGAGACUCCCAGGUUAUUCUGGUCAGGAGAGGACAGGUCGUGGAGCUGAUGAAAGCACAUAAACCAGACAGAGAGGAUGAGAAACAGAGGAUCGAGGCUCUGGGAGGCUGUGUGAUCUGGUUCGGCACAUGGAGGGUUAAUGGCAGUUUGUCUGUUUCCAGAGCAAUAGGGGACUCGGAGCACAAGCCCUACAUCUGUGGUGAUGCUGACUAUGGUAUCUUCCCACUGGACGGUUCAGAAGACUACCUGAUUCUCGCCUGUGAUGGCUUCUGGGACACAGUGAGUCCAGAAGAGGCGGUGCGGGUGGUCAGCGACCACCUCCAGGAGAAUACUGGAGACACCACUAUGGUAGCCCACAAGCUAGUGGCCUCAGCCCGUGAUGCUGGCUCUAGUGAUAAUAUCACUGUCAUAGUGGUCUUCUUGCGGGACCCACGCUCCCCACCACCCACCAACACCGAGGACGAGGAAGAGGGUGUGGCUGAGGGAGAGGGGGAGGAAGAGGAGGAGGCAGCGGAGGUGGAGGAGGAGGAACAGGAAGAGGAGGAGGAGGAAGACGAGGCAGUCAGGGUAGAGCGUGAUGGUGGUGACGGAGGCAGCACUGCGGACAUUGGGGGAAAGGGUCGUGGAGGCUGGCCCCUGCAGCAGUGCUCUGCCCCUGCUGACCUUAGCUAUGAAGACCGAACGGACUCGCUCACGGACAGAACUAGCCUCAGCCUGCUGGGGCCGUCGCUCGAAGGCCGCAUCUCCCUGACCCAGGGCUCACAGCAGCCCUGCUCCGACUUUAGCCCCAACCUCUUCACAGCCUACCACAUCUACCGAGAAGAACGCCCACUGAGGCGCAGGUCCUGUAUCCCCUUUCAGGAGCCCAGCAUCUCUAGCUUCACGGACCCACUGUGGCCCCAGACAGCCAUGCUGUUGGGCCAUGCAGUGAGGAGAAGCCGCAAGCUUGGUUACGGUAGUCGCAGAUGGAGCCGGAGGUGGCCAGGCCGAUCCAGGGAGCUGCUAGGCCUGUCACCAUCUGGCCACUUGCUGCCCUCCAUGCAGCGCUACUCCAACCGAAGGCCUGGAGUGGCGGUGCCACAAGACCGCCCACCCCCCUCUGCCUUCUACAACAUCUUUCUUUGA